GUCUCCUCAGGUCACCUAGGCAGUGGCUUCAAAGUUGGCACGCCGUGGGUCUCCAUUCCAAGGUUGGCACUCACUGUUGGCUGUUCAAACCAUAGUCCGAGGCAUCUGGAAGGGCAGACCUUUUAUUACGCAACAUGUUUCUUUCUUUGAGUCCACUGCACACUUAUAUGGUCUCGCUGUUGACUGCAUUCAAGCCUCUAUGGAAUGACUAUGUCUUCGUCAGAGCACUUUUCCAGUCACCUUGAGCGGUGACAGACUUCAACUUGACUGCCACUACUAAUACAAUGUCCCCUGGAAGUCAGAAAAGAACCACCGCUUAAAAGGCGGUCUGCAACUGAGUCGCCUCUAACCUUUGCGAUCCAGGUUUAUACUAAAUGGACUCCAGCUUAUUUGAGGAGUGAUAUUGACAUUACACGGAAAUACCACCAUCCUUACUAAGAACUUGAUAUUCGACAAAAUGAUACAGCCACCAAGACUUCUCUUUCUUCUCAUACUGGCAUGGAUCAAGGCCGCCCAUGCCACCACAGUCACCAGACACUGCGAGUGCCAAUCUCCUCUGAGCAAAUUAGAGAACCUUUCCGGCUCUGAUAUCGACGACUUACUCGGCGGCAAGAUGAAGUGGCCGAUGGACAACUCUACCACCGCCGCUUGCUGCAAGGAGAUGAAUCCUCCUGGCAAAAUAAACGGACCUGGUGAUCCAUUCGAGGUACGGCACAUGCUUUCUCUUUCCUACCCUUUGCAUAGGAGCUUUUCUGACUUGGCUGUUUCCGAGAACAUCUGUUCAGUGCAGAAGGACGUCAUGGGCGGCACAAACAACGCAGCAUACCAGUUCUUGAUAUGCUGUUACACCAGGAUGAACAUGCUUGGGGACUGCUACGACUGAGAUGCGAGAUGCGUAUGUUUUGCGGAUGCCCGGUGCGGGCAUUUAGAGCCGGGGACUUCUAGGGGAAAUGAAUUUCGAUGAUAGGUAAUUCAAAGACCAUACAAUUUAAUAUGAAUUUAUGAG
Diaporthe batatas is the source of this 1006-nucleotide messenger RNA. RefSeq lists its product as uncharacterized. The transcript is spliced from 2 exons. Lineage: Eukaryota; Fungi; Ascomycota; Sordariomycetes; Diaporthales; Diaporthaceae. The record is from RefSeq and is a predicted model, not a curated record. Bases 458 to 883 code for a protein of 141 amino acids.